Molecule: messenger RNA, 2170 nt
Organism: Aptenodytes forsteri (emperor penguin)
Lineage: Eukaryota; Metazoa; Chordata; Aves; Sphenisciformes; Spheniscidae
Gene: SLC30A6
Product: solute carrier family 30 member 6
Exons: 14
Coding region: 77-1459 (460 amino acids)
Biological process (GO): transmembrane transport; monoatomic cation transport
Cellular component (GO): membrane
Molecular function (GO): monoatomic cation transmembrane transporter activity
Source: RefSeq, a predicted model, not a curated record
GUUGCCGUAGCGACGGAAGCCUCCUCCGCCUCUUCCGGCUUCGCAUGGCGCCGUCUCUUCCGGUGCGGGGAGUAAUAUGGGGACAAUACACCUGUUCCGCAAAUCACAGAGAUCAUUGGUUGGAAAGUUAACACAUGAAUUUAGGCUGGUUGCAGCAGAUAGGAGGUCCUGGAAGAUCUUGCUGUUUGGUGCUAUAAAUUUAAUAUGUAUUGGCUUCCUGCUAAUGUGGUGCAGCUCUACAAACAGCAUAGCUUUAACUGCUUAUACAUAUUUGACAAUCUUUGACCUUUUCAGUUUGGUAACAUGUCUAAUAAGCUACUGGGUAAUGAUGAAGAAACCCAGCCCAGUCUAUUCAUUUGGGUUUGAAAGGUUUGAAGUUCUAGCCGUAUUUGCAUCUACAGUUCUGGCACAGCUUGGUGCUCUUUUUAUACUGAAAGAAAGUGCAGAGCGGUUUCUGGAACAACCUGAGAUACACACGGGGCGACUGCUGGUUGGUACUUUCGUGGCUCUCUUUUUCAACUUAUUUACAAUGCUUUCCAUUAGGAAUAAGCCUUUUGCUUAUGUCUCUGAAGCUGCCAGCACAAGCUGGCUUCAGGAGCAUGUUGCAGAUCUUAGUAGAAGUAUUUGUGGAAUCAUCCCAGGAUUGAGUAGCAUCUUUCUGCCACGAAUGAACCCUUUUGUCUUGAUUGAUAUUGCUGGAGCUCUAGCUCUUUGCAUUACAUAUAUGCUCAUUGAAAUCAACAAUUAUUUCGCUGUAGAUACAGCCUCUGCUAUAGCAAUUGCUUUGAUGACAUUUGGUACCAUGUAUCCCAUGAGUGUCUACAGUGGGAAAGUACUACUCCAGACAACCCCACCUCAUGUGAUUGGCCAGUUAGAUAAACUUCUUAGAGAGGUUUCAACUUUGGAUGGUGUCUUGGAAGUUCGAAAUGAGCAUUUUUGGACAUUAGGUUUUGGCACUUUGGCUGGAUCAGUACAUGUCCGAAUUCGGAGAGAUGCAAAUGAACAAAUGGUACUUGCCCAUGUCACUAACAGAUUAUACACAUUGGUCUCUACCUUGACUGUUCAGAUUUUCAAAGAUGACUGGAUCAGACCUACCUUAUCAUCUGUGCCUAUUGCAAACAAUAUUCUGAACCUUUCGGAUCAUCAUAUUAUUCCGAUGCCAUCUUUGAAAGCUGCUGAUAAUUUGAACCCUGUUACAUCCACUCCAGCUAAGCCCAGCAGCCCACCGCCAGAAUUUUCUUUUAAUACUCCAGGCAAAAAUGUGAAUCCAGUCAUCCUUUUAAACACUCAGACAAGGCCCUAUGGAUUGGGCUUUAAUCAUGGAUCCGCACCCUACAGCAGUGUACUCAAUCAAGGAUUUGGAAUACCGGGAAUGGGAGCAACUCAAGGAUUCAGAACUGGUUUUACAAAUGUCCCAAGCAGAUAUGGAACAAACACUCGUGGGCAACCCCGACCAUAAUAAACACCAUUAUUUAUUGUACUUAAGGGUAUUGACUUAAUUCUUUUAUUACCCAAUUUUUAAAAACAUUUGGAAUGUCAGAUCAUUCUAAAUGGCUGGGAACAAGUGCAUUGUUCAUAUUCAUGAAAUGGUUAAAUUGCAAUUUUUUUCUUUGCAUCAGCAGUAGCCUGUGUAAAGCCACAAAUAUUUUCCAGACUUAUGAUACUUUACAGGUAGUUUUUAUAGAGUGUCUAUUUCUAUUCAGCUUUUUAUUCACUUUUCUUUAUUUUCUCAAGAAUGUAUUGAGAUACAGCACAACUCCAUAAGAGAGUAAAAUUGUGACCAGGUAGCAUUUUUUUUCUUAUGAGAAUUGCUUACGGAAUGCUGAAUAGCUGAGAGAAUAGGAAAUUGCAGAAAUACACAUCCCAGUUUUGAGAGAUGUUUUGAUUGCUGUAUUAAGCCAUCUUCUGGCAAAGUCACAAUUAGUUUUUGGUUGCAAAAAUCCAUCAAUAUUCAUAUUGUGGCCAUUGUGAAGCAAUCUGGCAAUUUCAGAUUCUAAUUAAUUUUGUGAGACCAUGUUUUUACGUUUUUAUUGAUGCUUUUAUAGAAAUUCAGAUGGUUCAGCAACCAUUUUCUAGUUGUAAGUAUUCCAUAUUCAUAUCUGAUAUUUCUUCCUUUUUGGUUUAACUGCAAAAUUAUUUAGCAAUAUACUGGGAAAUAAAAUAUUUCAAA